Messenger RNA from Xiphias gladius (swordfish), 3536 nucleotides. RefSeq names its product netrin g1a (gene ntng1a). Gene Ontology annotation, molecular function: cell-cell adhesion mediator activity. NCBI's taxonomy places the organism in Eukaryota, Metazoa, Chordata, Actinopteri, Istiophoriformes, Xiphiidae. The transcript is spliced from 11 exons. The record is from RefSeq and is a predicted model, not a curated record. The coding region runs from base 703 to 2157 and encodes 484 amino acids.
GCUCACUGCAUCAUACGUGGAGCAGAAGGAUCAGGAUGAAGAAAACACGGCAUAUCUAGAAGCAGAGAAAGAAGCAGCUGAAUGAGGAGUUCUGCUGGGUUCAAGGCGCCAGCCAGCCAACAGCCUCACCAAUGAAGGGAGGGAAAACACAUCCAGAGUGUGUCCACACCAAGCUGAGCGUAAAGCUGCACAACUCCUCUCACCGGUAUCCUGAGGAUGUUUGUUACUGGAAGCGGCUCGGUAGAGCUACACAAGUCUGGAGGCUUCGACCUUUGUACGCACCCGAUUACCACACAGGACGAGGACGUUGAUUGACAGCCACGCCAGCUGAGGAGACCUGUCACUCAUCUUCCUAUCAGCGUGUCGGGGGGCUAUCUCCUUCUCACCUCCCCCCUCUUCCUCCACCUUCUCCUCCACCGUCCUCCUCCCUCCCUCAGUCCUCUCCUCUUAUCUCCUCAAUGGGCUGGUAACCUCAGCAUCGUCGUAGUUAUCCACCACUCCAGAAACCUGAGAGAGAGAAAUAGUAAAAGAGGACCGGACACUUCUGAACCGACCCUCGCUGCACCCGAAGGGGAGUGUGGCAUGCCUCCUCGCUCCAGCUGAGUGAGUUGUAGUGAGUGGAAGUAGAAGAGGGAUCCCUCGCGCAUACACCUUCAGACGGCGACACGGCUCCUUAAGAAAGGAGCUAAGAGAGGACCAAUCAUGCGUUUCCGUUUUGCGCUGACGCUGCAGGCGCUGUGGACUGGUGUUUGCCAGGCGGCCAUGCAGCACUACCCCGCGGCAUGGGGCCACUACGAUGUAUGUAAGUCCCAGGUUUACUCGGACGAAGGCCUAACCUGGGACUACAUGGCCUGCCAGCCAGAGGCAGCAGACAUGACCCAGUACCUGAAGGUUACUCUGGAUCCCCCCAACAUCACCUGCGGAGACCCCCCGGAGACAUACUGCGCCCUGGAGAACCCUUACAUGUGUAAUAAUGAAUGUGAUGCCAGCACCGAGGAGCUCGCCCACCCUCCAGAGCUCAUGUUUGACAUUGAGGGCCGUAACCCCACCACCUUCUGGCAGUCCACAUCCUGGAAGAAGUACCCAAAGGCCCUCCUGGUCAACAUCACGCUAUCUUGGAACAAGACCAUCGAGCUGACCGACGACAUCGUCCUCACUUUUGAGUCAGGCCGGCCUGAACAGAUGGUCCUGGAAAAGUCGCUGGAUUAUGGACGAACCUGGCAGCCCUACCAGUUCUAUGCCACUGACUGCCUGGACGCCUUCACCAUGGAGCCCAAGACGGUACAGGACCUGACCCAACAUACCCUGCUGGACAUCAUCUGCACUGAGGACUACUCACGAGGCUAUGUGUGGAAGUAUGACAAAACUGUACGCUUUGAGAUCAAGGACCGCUUUGCGCUGUUUGCUGGUCCCCGGCUCCACAACAUGGCCUCGCUUUAUGGGCAACUGGACACGACCAAGAACCUGAGGGACUUCUUUACCAUCACAGACCUGAGAAUCCGCCUGCUGCGGCCUGCCACAGGAGCUACGAUGGUCGACGAGAACAACCUGUCCAGAUACUUCUAUGCCAUUUCUGACAUCAAAGUGCAGGGCAGGUGCAAGUGCAACCUUCACGCCAACAGCUGUGUAUAUGACAAAGAGAAGUUGAGCUGCGAGUGUGAGCACAACACCACGGGGCCCGACUGCGGCCGCUGUAAGAGGAACUACCAGGGGCGAGCUUGGAGUGCUGGCUCCUACCUUCCCAUCCCCAAGGGCACGGCUAAUAUCUGUAUUCCUAAUAACAUUGGUCCAGUUAUUCGGCCGAAUGUGUCAUCCCUAGGUGUCGCUAACCGAAAAGAAGUAGCUCCUCAAGUUGCGUUGUCCACUGCCCCCUCUGUCCACGUUGCAAACAGCAAGCGAGCCCGGGUGUGUGACAACGAACUCCUGCGCUGCCAAAAUGGCGGGGUGUGUGUCAACAACGUCCGCUGCAACUGUCCCUCAGCCUACACGGGCCUGCUGUGCGAGAAGCCCCGCUGCGAGUCGGAGCUGGGGGGCUGCGGGGGCCCCGAUUCGGGCCAGGCCCCCCUGGCGCCGCCGUCCACCCUCAGGCUGCUGCUGCUGCUGCUGCUGGGCUCGGCGCUGCUGAGAGAGGCCUCCUGCUGGCCCGCCGUGCUCUAAGGAGAGCCGAGACCUGGUGGGAGUGAUACGCUCCCCAGCCCCUCCGCCUUGACCCGUCCUUCCCUCCUUUCAAAUAAUCAACAACCAUUACACAACCAACAACCAUGAGCUUUCUGGACUGUACCGUGCCGAGCUUCUCCGCCACCAGACUCAACGGAUGCUCGCGCCGACGAAGAGGGAAUGUGCCAGACGAACGAGUGCAAAAACUUUUCAUUUAGUUUCAAAGAAAAUAUAGAAAUGAACAAACAUAUACUUCUAAAAAUGCCAGAUAUUAUUAAAAAAUAAAGAGAGUUUGCCUAGCAAGAGUGAAAUGAGCAAAGAACAGUAAGCCUCCCUCCCCCUCUAAGCCAUACCAGGUUAAUCGAGCUCCUUCCAGUUUGAGAAGGGAUAACUAAGGAUGACAGACCUGCUCGCUUCCUCUCUUAUUUCCACGGCAACAACAGCUGCGACCGAUCGGCUCUCGCGUGAGCCGUCGGUGGCCGCCGAUCCCUCCGGGACCCUGUGAGUUAAUGUCGGCCGGACUGACGCCGCAGGAAUCUCAAAGAAACUGUCCCUGCCGAAAGGCAGAGACUGGCCUCCGAGAAAGCCACCAUGAUGCUUCGGUACGCCGACAAACUAAAAGAGGAGAAAACGCAGGGCGCAUUCUUUGCUGUCAGUGCAUUGUGGAUAGAGGGAAAUCUGUCCGGACUGCCACUUUGUAACACGGAAACCUUGCCCACGUCGACCCCUCUCUAGCUUUCUGUCUCCUCCUUCGAGCUCGAUCUCUUGCUCCCUCCUGUUCAUCCUCGCUCCUCCCCGUGCCCCCCACGCCGAGCCCCCUCGCCCUGCUGCCACCGGCCUGUGCUUUCGUGAACGUUACUCUGUAAACCCUCGUUGGUUGAAAGAUUCUUUUGUCCGAUGUUAGUGAUGCACAUGUGUAAGAAGCCCCCUCUCUGCCCUCCUUUCCUCCCUCCCAAAAAGAUACUCCUGUAAAGCUGUCUGAUACUUUUCUAUCUUAGAGCCGCCACGCUCCCUGCGAUCAUGGUCAGAGGAUAGCUUUCACCUGAGCAGACGAUAAGUGCAUAGAAAAACCAUCAGUGUAUUCUCAAGUUCUUUUCUGGACAGAGCAACUAAAAAAAGAGUCAUGUAGUCCUUUUGUAUCUUUGCUGAACUGUGAUUGAAAAAAGGCAACUUGUAAUGUAUCUAUUUAAGACAUCCAAAUGCAGAGGCAACUGUUUAUGGUUUUCUUUUCUUUUUCUCUCCGUUUCUUUCCGUCACUUAUUUUAUUUGGUAUUGUUGCUUUUAGUUGUGCAGUUCAUUUUCCUUUGUAUUGGCAACGUGCUGGCAUCAAAGAAUAUCAGUUUACAUAUACAGUAUCAAUAAAGUGUAAAAAAAAAAAA